This is a messenger RNA of Dentiscutata heterogama, 758 nucleotides long. The record is from the annotation of a GenBank genome assembly. NCBI's taxonomy places the organism in Eukaryota, Fungi, Glomeromycota, Glomeromycetes, Diversisporales, Gigasporaceae.
AUGAAGCAAAAUAUAAAGCAAAAUAUCUUUGAACGUCAUCAAGGGUUUGAUCUCGCAAAUUUUGACAAUUCAAAAUAUCCACUAUCUGAAAUUCCACAUUUUAAGGUCUUAAAAAGCGAAACAUAUGGGGCUUUCAAGGCUAUGGUCGCUCAAAAUUUUGGGAUUCUAGCAGAGCAAAUAAGAUUCUGGAUUUUUAUAAUACGCGAAAAUGAUACUGUCAGGCUAGAUACUCCAUUAACUGACGCUUUUCUUGCAAUGACAAUGGAAAAAGUUCACGAGAAAAUUUCUGUAAAACAAAAUAAUUUAAGAUUGUUUAUGGAAGUGACAGAUAGACCCUUUGACGACAAUGUAUUAUGGUUUCCACUGAUAGAAAGGAACUCAUAUAAUAACCGUAUUAUGAUUUUUGUCAAGUAUUUUGAUCCCGAUACGCAAUCUAUAGAAGGACUCGGUAAUUUAUAUGUUAAAAAGUUCGAUAAAGUUGGUGAUAUUAUGUUAACGCUUUGCGAGAAAAAGAAACUUACAUCACACACAUCCUUGAAAAUAUACGAAGAAUUAUGUCAUAAAUAUAUUAAAGUGAUGAAUUCCAAAUUGACUUUUCAUGAUUCUAAGAUACAAAAUGGUGAUAUAAUUUGCUUCCAAAAGGCUUUAACGGAAGAAGAAUCACAGAAAUAUAUUGCUGCGAGUCGUAUUCAUGAUAUUCCUACAUUCUACAAAUCAAUCGUCGCUAAAUUUGAAGGCAAGGAUCAAAUCCUAAAUUU